UGCAUACCACAAAAACAAAUUCCACCACAAAAACGUUUACACAUAUAUAUAGUACAUAGGGUUGGUCGUAACUGAUGUGAUCAUCCUCAUCAUCUGAAUUGCAUAACAACAAUUGAUCGAGAGGUCUCCCAUGGCGGUGGAUCAUCAACAACAACAACCACAGCCACCACUAUCAUCACCCCACAGGCAUAGGCCACCCAUCUCUCUCCAGCCAUCCCACAAAUCAUCAUCAAGACCACCCUCCAAGCCAGCCAAGCUCCUCCGCCGCGUCCGCUCCGUCUUCAGAUCAUUCCCCAUCAUCACCCCGGCCUCAUGCAAGAUGCCUGGUUCGCUCCAAGGCAUCACCCGCCACCAUGGUGGCAUGGACGGCCACAUUCAUGGUGGCACACGCAUGACCGGAACCUUAUUCGGGUUCCGAAAAGCGAGAGUGAACCUUGCUCUCCAAGAAAACCCUAGGUGCCUUCCUAGCCUGGUGCUGGAGCUGGCCAUCCCCACAGGGAAGCUGCUCCAGGACAUGGGGACGGGUAUGGUGCGGAUUGCGCUAGAGUGCGAGAGACACCCUUCGGAGAAGACGAGAAUCGCCCAAGAGCCGAUAUGGGCGCUGUACUGCAAUGGGAGGAAGUCAGGAUAUGCGGUGCGGAGAGAGGCGACGGAGGAUGACCUUGUGGUGAUGCAGUUGCUGAAUGCGGUGUCGAUGGGGGCCGGAGUGCUGCCUACGGACCACGCUCAUGAUCAUCAGGACGGAGAGUUGACGUAUAUGAGAGCCUUUUUUGAGAGAGUUGUUGGGUCUAGAGACUCUGAGACUUACCACAUGAUGAGCCCUGAUCAGAGCAGUCAUAAUGGCACUACUGAACUAAGCAUUUUCUUUGUUAGAAUCUGAUCCUUCAUCCUGUAUAAUCCAAUCCAAUUUAGCACUCAAUUAAUUUAUGUAUACCACAUAAUUAAUAUAUGUAAAAUUAAUUAAUCUUUG
Molecule: messenger RNA, 970 nt
Organism: Humulus lupulus (European hop)
Lineage: Eukaryota; Viridiplantae; Streptophyta; Magnoliopsida; Rosales; Cannabaceae
Product: protein MIZU-KUSSEI 1
Exons: 1
Coding region: 131-880 (249 amino acids)
Biological process (GO): hydrotropism
Source: RefSeq, a predicted model, not a curated record